Schistosoma rodhaini is the source of this 3333-nucleotide messenger RNA. Lineage: Eukaryota; Metazoa; Platyhelminthes; Trematoda; Strigeidida; Schistosomatidae. The record is from the annotation of a GenBank genome assembly.
AAAGCUGAUUGAGUAGAAUCUUUCAUUUUUUAACAGUCGGUUGACCUUUUGAACAUUUAUGGAGGGAAUUUAUAUUUUCAGGGUCACUUCUUCCCAGGUGCCCGUUGGGAAGUUGCUUUGUAUGACUUUGUUGGUUGAUUUAAUAAAUUUUCAUAUGGUUGAAUAAGCGACAGUAAGAAAGGAUGAACAUUAUUUUGCCUUAGUAAAUAUCCUUAAUCACUCAAUGGACGACAUUAAUUACAUUGACGCAAUUUGCCUCAGUCGCAGGUAUGUCGUGUAUUUUAGCUCAAGUACCAUCUCCAAUUCAGUAUCUCGUAGAAUAGAUUGUUUCGUCAAUUUCGGUUGUUUUAAGAACUAAAUACUGGAAAUUUUCACUUGGUUAAUAACAGCGUACAUUUUAUCUACCACUGCACUCCAAACUUUGUCCAAAUCAAUCAUGGCAUUGUCUUAGUUUCGAUUGAUUAACUCAAGGUUGUCAGCAUAUUAUAAUUUUAUUAUGCAACUAAUUUUAAUGACUUUAAUGACCAGGAACAAAAGACGGCUGUGUUCACAUUAAAACUUAUAUAAAAACAGCAGACUAUGCAAAGUAGUAGACGGUAUAUGCGAUCAUUCAUACAUUAGUUGAAAAGCAAUGGUAAUGUUUCAGGAAAGUCCAAGCCAAAAUUUACAUAUCACAUGGAUAAUUGUGGUCAUUUGAAAUUACUGUUAUUGUUCUCUCUUUAUGGCUUUGAAUAGUAUGCUAAAUGACUCCUAGCUACCUUUAUAAUCUUUACCUUUUAUGUUUUGUAUGCUGUCCCUAUAGGUUUCAACAGGCUUCGUACUUUGCGUAAUUUCCAUCUCAUUUUAGUUGAUAACCGUAUGGUAUGCAAUAUUAUCUAUGGUUAUCGACCAAACAUUGAGACUUGAUAAAACAUCUGCUGGCGAAGAUCUAGAAACUCAAUCUGAGAAGAUUCGUGUUGAAGAUAUUUCACAAGAAACAGUGUCUAUCACUAUCUCAGAAUCACUCACAGAUGGGACAGAUGCCUCUACAACUGUAAAUUCACAAUCAACCAAUCAUGAGAAUAAAUCAGGAACACUUCAAGCAUUUACACGAUGUAAAAGUCCAACUAAUAAUAAUAAUUCAUUAAGCAGUUCAUCUAAUGCAACAUCUAUUGAAUAUUCACAAACAUCAAGCCCAGGUGAUUCUGGUCGUCGACGUUUAGUACCAGAUUUCAAUAUAGAUGAUUUAUUAUUAAUAUCUGAAUUAGGUCGUGGUAAUGGUGGAAUUGUAACAAAGUUACAACAUAAAUCAUCUGGUACAUUUUUAAUUAGAAAAACAUUUGAAUUAGAUGUAAAAACCACUACAAGAGCACAGAUUGUCAGAGAUUUACAGGUCCUUUGGGAGUGUAUAUCACCGCAUAUAAUUGAAUUUCAUGGAGCAAUACAUUCUGAAUGUUUAAUAAGUAUAUAUAUGGAGUAUAUGGAUGUUGGUGGAAUGGAUUUACUAUUGAAAAUGGUAGGACGUUUUCCUGAACCAAUUAUAAUUCAUAUUGCUGAUUCAGUUGUAUCAGGUCUACUUUAUUUGUGGCAAGAGUUGCAUAUGUUUCAUCGUAAUUUGAAACCAUCCAAUAUACUCAUUAAUCGUGCUGGUACUAUUAAAUUAUGUGAUUUUGUCGUCAGUUUACAGCUGAGUGAAUAUGUAGCUUCUGGAUUUUUAGGAUUCUCCACUUACAUAGCACCUGAACGUCUGGCGGGUGAACUAUUCACUGCAGCUAGUGAUAUAUGGAGUCUUGGAUUGACAUUAAUGGAAUUAGCUAUUGGACAAUAUCCAAUCCCAUCUAUUGAUCCAGUUGAUUUUGUACGUGCAUUUGCGCCAGAUCAAGAAACAAACAUGCUUGAACAUUUUAGAGCUGCAAAAACUGGUGAAUUAUUGCCUGCACUUACAGAUCCAAAAAGUCGAUCAACUAUUGGCAUGUACAAUUUAUUCACCUAUAUUGUAGAACAACCAGCUCCACGUUUACCAGUUUAUUGUUUCUCAUCUGAAUUCAUAUAUUUUAUUCAUUCAUGUUUACAAAAAGAUCCGAAUGAUCGUUUAUCUAUUGAAAUUAUUCAUAGACAUUUUAUUCCAGAAUUGAUUAAAUUAACAUGCCCUCAUUCAAAUCACAAUACACUUCGUCCGAUUUUUGUUGAUAGCUGUUUAAUUAAUUAUCUACGUGGUGUAUUUGCUCGUCAACAAGCUGAAGCAAUUGAUGCUGUUGCAUUAGCUGUCGGUGAAGAUUUUGAUUCUAUUGAUACUGAUUUUGAAGUUACUACUAUGUUGGAUUCAGUAUAGAUACAUUGUAAGGUUCCACUUAGUCAUAUGUGUGUAUAUAUAUAUUCCAGUGAAGGUAACUAAGAUGGAGAAAACGUGAGUAAUACAGAGAAAAACUAAAUUAAUGUACCAAAAUGUAGUAAGUACUAAUGUGUAAUCUCUUAAUUUACUUCUGUGAUGUCAUUUGUAUGAUCUUUAUUGGAACUUUAAAAAAAAACCGACUGAACGUUUCCUCUUCUUAGUUGAAUGUCUUCAUUUUAUUUAUGAUAUUAUUUAUUCAUUGUUUGUUCUGAUAUUUUCUCCUACAGCUUCAUGUCUUUAAUUAUGAGAUGAAUGAGAUUUCUUAUUUUCAUUUACCUGUGUACAUUUUCUCAUUUGUUGUAUACUACUACUAAUUACUGUUAUAAGUAAUAAUAAUAAUCAAAUGAUCACAUUGUUUUGUUGUGUGUAUGUGUGUGUACAUUUAUGCAAAAAAUACGACAUACAGAAUAAAUAUGUUUAUUUAUAUCAUUCAUCUGAUAUUUCUGUUACUGUGUUCACCUACUACCUGGUUACUGAAACAACAACAACAACAGAAUCUGACAUUUCUUUAAAUUCUUCAGUAUCAUAAUAUGAAUGAUUGUUAAUGAUGACCGUGGUUAUAUAUAUGAAUAAAAAUUAAUUUUUUAUAUGUAUAGUAACUAUAUACCUUAAAGUGAAACCCCUUUGAUACUAUUUCCAUCUUCUGUACUUAUUAUAAACUCAUCUAAUCAUGUAAAUUAUGUAAAGUAUUUUUUAGUUGAAUGGUGGACUAUUGAGAACUGUAUUGUUUCCCAUAUUAUUUAAUAUAUAUAUAUAUAUACCCCUUUUACAUCCUGUAAUCAAAACAAUUGUCUCUGUGUUCGUUUUCGUGGAAUCUUUUUUUUAUACUUAAAUUUAUAUUUUCCUAAGUAUUUUUCGCUUUAUUACAGAUGGACAUUUUUCGAUAGUAUAUCCAUAAUGCUUGAUUUACGAAUGGAAUUUUUUUAAUAUUUGAAUGAAAAUAUACAAGUGAUAUUUAUAUA